UUCUCCAUAAUUUCAAAUCUCAAUUUAUUUUCUUGUAGUACUAGUACACAAUAUUAAAAUUAAAUAAAGAAAAAUUGAGGGAAAAUCAAGAAGAAAAAAAAUUCAGACAAAAUAACCAAUCAUCUUUUCUCCUCAGUAGGAAACAUCCAUCAUUGUACCCAACAAUCCCUUUCACCACUAGAACCAAAAACCUCAAUUUCCUUCUUCUUCUUCUUCUUCUUCUUCUUCUUCUUCUUUUCACUCUUCUUUGAUCUACACACAUUUUACACUCAAUACAUACAUGCAUACGCAUACGCAUACAUAUACAUAAAAUACAUACAUACACACACCUUGGAAUCUCUAUAUAACCUUUUUAUUCUCUUCUCUCUUUUUUCCCUCUCCCCCAAUUUCCUCACUUCUCUCUCUCUCUCUUCAUAAUCUUUUCAUUGAUCAUCGACCAACCAAAAACAAAAAAAACUCAAAAAAUCCAAAAAAAUCAGAUCUUUGAAAGCUUUUCUUUUGUAACACUCGAAAAAUGGAUCCGUCCUGUGCAAACUCAGUGAACGGAUUCUACUCAUUUCUAAACAGAUCAAUGGAAGAUCUCGAAAGAGUUUAUCUUUCAAACAAUUUCAUGUCCGUACACUUCUUACAGAGAGCUCUCUGUCUUCUCCGUACCUCUCACUCUCAUCUCACUCUCUUAGUUCAAAAACUUCAACUUCCCGUCGGUGACAAAUGGCUCGAUGAGUAUAUGGACGAAAGCUCCAAACUUUGGGAAGCUUGUCUCGUCAUCAAAUCCGCCGUCUCCUCCGUCGAAAACUUCUCCUCCGCCGGAAUUUCGAUCGCUUCCACCCUCGACCGUCGUCUCUCUCCUCAGCUUUCUCGUCAGGUGAUAAGGGCGAUAUCAGGAUGUAGAAGAGAAGCGAUAGGGAUAGAGGAAGAAAACAGAGCAUUAAUGGAGAACAGAGUUCAAAGGUUUCCGUUUUGGUCGGAACAAACGUCGGCGACGGCGAUGGAGUCGUCGACGAAGUUACAAAACGGGUUCAGUGGUUUUCGCGGCGUGCUUUACGCGACGAGGAACAUGAGUUCGCUUCUCCUUAUGGUUUUAAUGAACGGUCUCGUCUACUGUUUUCCCGGAGACGCGGCAACGCAAACGCAGACGCAGAUAACGCAAACGCAGAGUCAAGUCGGAGGUUUCGCCGGAGCAAUGGGGAGGUUGCAGCAGAGAGUGGCGGCUGAGGUUGGGAGGAUGGGGAUAAGGAAAGGAAUAUUGAUGCACGAGUAUCGCCGGAGCAAAGCGGCGUUGGAGGAGCUUAAAGCGGAGCUGGAGCGGCGGUUCUGCGGUGGCGGUGGUGGUGGGGGAGAGAGGGAGGAGGAGGAGGAGGACGAGAGGGAGCUGAGAGAGAGAGUUGAGAAUCUGAAAGGGUAUUUUGGUAAUUUAAGGAAUGGGACAGAGAGUAUAGUGGCGCAAAUCGAUGAUUUCUUCGAUGAGAUUGUUGAAGGAAGGAAAAAGCUUUUGGAUUUCUGCAGCCAUAGAUGAUGAAAUAUCAAAAGCUGACAUUUUGUUUUUUAUGUUUACAUGAAAAAAAAAAAAAAAAGUUGGGUUAGGCUUUAGGCUCUAGAUGAAUCAGUUGGUAGGGAGUUGUUGUAAUUUUUUCUUUUUUACUUUGUUGUUAUGAAAAAAAAUAAUUUGAAAUUUGAGAAUUUUUGUCACUCUGGUCUAUUUUAGUAUUUUGAUGUUUAUAUAUGUAAUUCUAGAAAUGGAGUUAUUCUCUGAAUCAUAUCAAAAGUAAAUGUCUG
Molecule: messenger RNA, 1776 nt
Organism: Arabidopsis thaliana (thale cress)
Lineage: Eukaryota; Viridiplantae; Streptophyta; Magnoliopsida; Brassicales; Brassicaceae
Product: BPS1-like protein
Exons: 2
Coding region: 515-1516 (333 amino acids)
Source: RefSeq, marked reviewed